AUGACAUCAAAAGUCAGUCGUAUCGCUAUGAGCAAAUUAUCAGCUAAAAGAGCUGACCCUCCAAAAAGCUUCCUCGCCAGCCUAACACCUGUAGCCCCAACAAACGGAGCUUCAACCGCAGCAGCCAUCAACUUAUCUUCAACAAGCAACAACAAAAAUCAUUCCGCUCCUGCUGCUGCUGAGGGAGGUACAAGAAGUGGUGCCAACUCAGAAGAAGAUCAAUGCCAAGAAGGUGGUGCUGCUGCUCAAGUUGGAGCUGACUCGGGGCCCAACGGACCUCCUCCGAAGACCCUAACUAUCCCCACCACCACCAACCGGCUGAUAAGCUUUUACACGCGCCCCAAUGGCGGCACCGACUCGGAGGACCGCACUCUAUCUGAGAUCCUUCGCUUCCCUGACCGCGAUCUAGAGUACCACCACGACUACAUCCAAUGGCUCUUUCCGCUACCCGAAGCCUCCCCCUUCAACAUAAGCGCCCCACGCAUCGACAGACACACUGCAGAGGCCUUCCGAACACGCCUCGAGCUCCGUGAGCGAAUGCGGGAGAGUCUAGUGCGCAUGUUGGAAUUUUAUGGGUUUGAGGCGAUCACCACCGCCGCCUGCGGGUUCGAGAUCAGGGAAGCGUCAGGAAUCGACUUUCGGCGUAAAGCGAGGUUCUGGUUGUGCCGCUUCAACCAUAAUCAUCUCAGAAUUACGAGGAUCAUCAGGUGUCUCAGGGUGCUUGGGCUGGAGCAUGAAGCGCGGGAGUUUCAUAAGGCGCUGGUUAGGGCUGCGACACCGGAGCCGGGGGGUAGAACUUUGGUGGGGCAGAAUACUCUGAAGUUCUGGAAGAGAGCUGCGAUGAGGCCAUUGGAGGUGGAACCUGCUGAUGAGGAAUUUGAUGAUGAGGAGUAUGAGAGAAAUGGCGGCGGUGGUGGCGAGGAAGCUAAUAAUAAUGGUGUAGAAGACGUGGAGGAUAAUUCUGGGCCCAGAAAUAAGUGA
Messenger RNA from Morchella sextelata, 981 nucleotides. RefSeq lists its product as uncharacterized. Gene Ontology annotation, cellular component: membrane. Lineage: Eukaryota; Fungi; Ascomycota; Pezizomycetes; Pezizales; Morchellaceae. The transcript has a single exon. Gene Ontology annotation, molecular function: opioid growth factor receptor activity. The record is from RefSeq and is a predicted model, not a curated record. Bases 1 to 981 code for a protein of 326 amino acids.